Messenger RNA from Thamnophis elegans (Western terrestrial garter snake), 1344 nucleotides. RefSeq names its product interferon induced transmembrane protein 10 (gene IFITM10). NCBI's taxonomy places the organism in Eukaryota, Metazoa, Chordata, Lepidosauria, Squamata, Natricidae. The transcript is spliced from 3 exons. The record is from RefSeq and is a predicted model, not a curated record. Bases 1 to 594 code for a protein of 197 amino acids. Gene Ontology annotation, cellular component: plasma membrane.
AUGAAUACUUUGGAAAUAGCCAUUGUAAUGGAAAAGUUGUGUAAACUGGGGGUUGCCAUCACGGAGAGGCCACAGGAACCCCCCUUGGGCCCUCCAUGUCCCCUUGAUGGGGCUUUCUGGACUCGAAGACCCCCUCAUGUACCCCAGCAGGGGUGCUUCGCUUGCAUCUCCAAGACGCCCCCCAUACAGCAAGGGUCCCCGGUGCUGUCUCCUUCUUCUGCUGUGUGCCUGAUGGAGAACAAGACCUGCAAAGGGGACAGCCUGAGACCACCGGUGCAAUGCAAACACUCAGUAGAGAAGAAAACGAUGACUAAUCCCACUGCUGUAAUUGAAAUCUACCCAGACACCACUGAAGUGAAUGAUUAUUAUCUCUGGUCCAUCUUCAACUUUGUAUACCUCAAUUUCUGCUGUUUGGGCUUCAUUGCCUUGGCAUAUUCUCUGAAAGUGCGAGAUAAAAAACUCCUCAACGAUUUGAAUGGUGCUGUGGAAGAUGCCAAGACUGCCCGCCUUUUUAACAUUACCAGCUCGGCACUUGCCACCUUCUGCAUCAUCCUUGUCUUUAUCUUCCUACGAUACCCACUCACUGACUACUAGAACAUGGCUCAGCCAUUGCUGCUCAAAGUCCUCCGUGCCACCAGUAGCUGCCGUGGAGUUUCUCACCUAAGGGACACAAACAACAAUAGCCCCAUCUUAAUGGCAGAUGCUCCCUCUCCUCAAUACUAAAAGUAUGCUGCAAGCUUCAACAUAUACUCACCCUCUGCCCCACCCACCCCUGUCUGCACCCAGCCUGGCUGGAAUGCAAACUUAAGUAGCAGAAACUUUUAGUUUUACAUUUUGUACACAAAAUAUUUAUUUUCUUGAAAAAGAAGUAGGAUUUGAUGGUGGGAAUGGUUUUUUUUCCCCCCUGGUCCAAGGAGAGAGAUAGUACCAGAGCCUCAGAUGAAUGUUACACAACCAGGCUGAGUACAAAUUGGAAUUGAAAAUUUGGGGUGGAUAAUUCUGUUGAGGAAUCCAGAGGAAUUUUGGGGCUCUACAACCAAGUCUGUAUACAACUUCCAUUCCAUUGCAGAGGACAGAAUGAGCUAAGGAAGAGGCAUGACUUUGUGGAACUUAAUCCAUUGCAUCUGGACUGCUGCUUUGUCUUUGCCUAACUGCCUCCCUGUUCUGUAUCCCCAACACACAUCAUUUGCUAUGUAUGUUUUAUUGGUUUUUACAUUUGACUGAAGCCCAAAAUAGCUUGCCAACAAAGAAACAAAAGCAAAAAAGAACAACCAUCAGGAAAUUUGGAUUCCUCGGAAUUUAUUCUCAACUUCUCCUGAUCAAUUCUAGAGUUUUCCAAAGAAA